This is a messenger RNA of Oryza sativa Japonica Group (Japanese rice), 1400 nucleotides long. Its product is annotated as ethylene-responsive transcription factor ERF023. NCBI's taxonomy places the organism in Eukaryota, Viridiplantae, Streptophyta, Magnoliopsida, Poales, Poaceae. Gene Ontology annotation, molecular function: DNA binding; DNA-binding transcription factor activity. The record is from RefSeq and is a predicted model, not a curated record. Gene Ontology annotation, biological process: regulation of DNA-templated transcription.
UUGCUACUCCACACACACCGUACGUGUCUCUAUCACGUGUCCCUCUUGUGAAUCUGCAGCUGUGACGGUGAAGCUUUGCCUUGCUUGCUUUGGUCCAUUAUUAUUUAUUGACAUUGUCUCGUCUCUUCUUCACUUGAGUCGGCAGAGGCCAGACAGAGAGAGUGAGCUCUCUUGCUUUUUUCAGCUAGCUAGCUACCUCCACUGUUACUGUUGCUGCUGCUGCUGCUGCAACAUCUCCAUCCGGCAUUGGAGAAUCCAAUCGAUCCAUUAAUUCCAGCCAUGUGUGGAGGAGGCCCCGACAAUCACCACGCCAUCACCGUCGCCGCCGACCUGCCGCCGCCGCCGCCGUCGGUGGUGGCGGUGGAGAUGGCGCCGCCGCGCGGCCACCGCCCCGGGAAGGAGGUGGAGUACAAUGAGGAGGAGGAGGACGACGACGACGAGUACGACGGCCGUGAGUUCGAGGAGGAGUUCCUCAGGUUCAGCAUGAUGGUGGAUGAGGAAGACGACGACGGCGACGACGACGACGAGGUGGAGGUGGAGAUCAUCGCCGUCGUCUCGCCGCCGCACCGGCCUCUCGUCGGAGCUAGAGGUACUACAUCAGCUGUUGAAUCUGUCACAAACCUUCAGGCAAGAACAUCACCUCUCCCAAAUCCGGUGGUGCCUCAGACCGGCACUAAAGCCAGCAAGCGCGGCGACAGCGGGGCAAAGGCGAAGCCGGCGGCGGCGAAGAAGAGGAGGAGCAAGCACGGGUUCCUGGGCGUCCACCAGCGCACGUAUGGGCGAUGGUCGGCCGAGAUCCGGGACAAUGUCAUCAAGGGCUCCCGCUUCUGGAUCGGCACCUUCGACACCGCGCUCGACGCCGCCCUCGCCUACGACGCCGUCUCCCGCAGGCUCUACGGCCUCAACGCCAAGACCAACUUCCCCGCUGCCGCCGGCGAAGACGACCUCCCUCCGCCGCCGCCGCCGGCGAAGCCCUGCAGCUCCACCAAGCGGCCAAAGAAAUGCAACACCAGUGGCGAUCUUGGCGCCGCCGCGGCGCCGCCGCAAGCCGUGGAUACUCCGGCGGCGGCAGCAGCUGGCGUGGAGCUGACAAGCCUACUGUGCAGCGUGGCGGCGCAGGCGCAGGAGGUGAGCGACGGGUGGGAGUUCAUCCAGGAGCUCCUCCUCCUCGGCGGCGGCGUUUCGCCGCUGGACUACCUCAACGGCCAGGAGCUCGCCGGCGCCGCCGUCGGCGAUCUCUGGAGCUUCUGAUCGACCAAUGCAAAGGUACGUGUCAUGUGUAUGCAGAUUACCACCUCGUUUUAAACGAGGUGGUAAUUAGUGCCAUGUGUAAUAAUUAAAACUUAAUUAUUUUUCAAGUUUGUAAUAAUUAAAACUUAAUUAAUCACACAUUAUUACCA